GUUCCUAUAAUUUGGAAGUAUUAGAGUAAAUGUUGAAAAGUGAUUAGUUAGGAUAAGUAUAUAGUAGUAGGAUGUAUUAAUAUACAUGUUGACCAGGCUGUAGAAUAUAACACAAUUAGCCAAUUAGGCUAACAACUCUCUUCCACCUUAAUCAUCAUCACUAUAACCAUCAAAGAAAAAUCUCAGGAGCAAUAACACAUGGAGAAAUCAAAAUGUCCAAAGCAGUCUUUGUCAAUUGUUGCUAAUCUUACGCUUCCUCCUUUUCAGGUGGUGGUGGUGAAUGCAGAUUUGGGAUGCAGUCAUUGCAGGCGCAGAAUAUCUCAAAUCAUCUCAAGGAUAAAAGGGUUGAGGGAGUAUACAAUAGAUGUUGGGAAAAAGCAAGUGAUUGUAAGAGGAACUGUUAGAAAUCAUCACCAGAGGGAAGAUGGUGCAGUAAAGAGCCACAAGAUCAAUGAGCAUCAUAGCCGGAUUUUCGCGUUCUUUAGUUUACUGAACUUCAGAUGGAGCAUAACCAAGAAGAUGGUUGAUUAGUCAAAAUAAUUGAUGAAAUUUCAUUCAUGGGGUUGAGAAGUAUGAAUUUUCAUACUAACAAGGAGUCAAAUACAUGUUCUUUCGAGUGUUUAUUUGUUGAGAAUCCUGUGUUGCCAUUUGAAUACUAUGAUUUUCUCCUUUUGUUUUACUGUAUAAAGUUUCCAGUUGCUUUAA
Capsicum annuum is the source of this 705-nucleotide messenger RNA. RefSeq lists its product as uncharacterized. The coding region runs from base 199 to 531 and encodes 110 amino acids. The transcript has 3 exons. NCBI's taxonomy places the organism in Eukaryota, Viridiplantae, Streptophyta, Magnoliopsida, Solanales, Solanaceae. Gene Ontology annotation, molecular function: metal ion binding. The record is from RefSeq and is a predicted model, not a curated record.